AUUCAACACAGAAGAAAAUUUAUUGUGUUGUAAUGGGAACGUUACUGUGUUAUGCUCUUGCCUGUCUUACUCUCUCACCCUCUCAUCCUUUCUACCCCUCUCUUCUCUCGGGCCUGCUCCGAGCUGUGCCUGGCAGCUCCAAGCAGGGCCCUGCACCCAGGCCCUUUGCAAUAAACCGCAAGUUCCACGCCCUGGCUGCAGAGAUCUCUCGUCUCCAUCUGUCCCGACCGUCCUACCCCCCGACAGUCCUACAAACACGCUCAUCCCUUGUUUUCCCCAAACCAGGAUUUCCCAUUGCCAGCCCUACGGAGGCUGAGAGGAAGAGGAAGUUUCCCCGGGACACUGAGGCAGAUCAGGAGCUGAGCAUGGAGAGCAGGGAGGACAAAUGCCCGCGGCAGAACCUGGUGGAAGAAGCCGUUUUGAGCGGCUCCACGGCGCAGGAAGCCAGCGGGGAGGAAAAGCCCCGGAGAUGCCACAUGAGGAGGGGCUGCAAACGCAGCCAGCGGGGAUCUGAGGGGGAAAGAGCCAGCCUGGGCCGGGAAGGCGGCCGGAGACGGAGCCAGAGCUCGGAGCUGGUGCUCCAUGAGCAGCUCCAUGAUGGGGAGAAGCCCCACACGUGCGUGGAGUGUGGGAAGAGCUUCAGGUGGAACUCCGACCUGAUCAGGCACCAGAGGUUCCACACUGGGGAGAAGCCCUAUGAGUGUGGGGAGUGUGGGAAGAGCUUCAGCCAGAGCUCCGACCUGAUUGUCCACCAGAGGACCCACACUGGGGAGAAGCCCUAUGAGUGUGGGGAGUGUGGGAAGAGCUUCAGCCGGAGCUCCCACCUGAUGAAGCACCAUAGGAUCCACACUGGAGAAAGGCCGUACAAGUGCUCCGAGUGUGGGAUGUGCUUCAGCCAGAGCUCCAGCCUGAUCACGCACCAGAGGACCCACACUGGGGUGAGGCCCUACGAGUGUUCCAAGUGUGGGAGGAGGUUUCAGAGCAGCUCCAAUCUCCUCCAGCACUAUCGGAUUCACAGGGAGGAGAGGCCCUUCCAAUGCCUCGAGUGCGGGAAGGGAUUCAAGCACGACUCCACCCUUGUCAAGCACCGGCGCAUCCACACUGGGGAGAGGCUCUACGAGUGUGAUAAAUGCAGGAAGAGGUUUCAGACCAGCUCCCAUCUCCUCCGGCACUAUCGGAUUCACACAGAGGAGAGGCCCUUCCGCUGUCCUGACUGUGGGAAGGGAUUCAAGCACAACUGCAACCUCAUCACCCACCGGCGCAUCCACACAGGGGAGAGGCCCUACGAGUGUCCCCAGUGUGGGAAGAGCUUCUCCAGCAGCUCUCACUUGACCCAACACCAACGGAGGCGCCAGUAAGGGAAGCCCUGCGAGUGCCCCGAGUGCGGGCAGAGCUUCGUGCGCUGCUCCAGCUCCAUCCCCCACUGGAGGAGGCACUUUGGGCACAGCCCUGGUCACUCACAUUCCCUGUGAUCCAUGUUGAGAACACACCUGGCUGCUUCUACUUUUAAUUUCACAUUAAUUUUUUUCUAUUCUCCAUCUCUUUGCACUGCAGAAGCCAAGAGGAAUAGAUCUGUCACCUCAAAAUCACUCAAAUCCCAGUGAAAACAGCUCAAUCUAACCCCAAAAAGAGCUCAAACCUACCUCAAAAACUCAGUCCCACACCAAAUUCACUCGAUUCCGCAGCCAUCAGGCUGAGAUGAGGCUGGGAGGUGAUUUAGAGUCGUGGGGUCCCAAUUAGAGUGGUGGGAUGGAGAUUGUGUGGGGCUGGGUGUGUGGGAUGUAUUUGACAGCAAAUAAAACUCUGAGACUUAUUGAUUUC
Molecule: messenger RNA, 1821 nt
Organism: Melospiza georgiana
Lineage: Eukaryota; Metazoa; Chordata; Aves; Passeriformes; Passerellidae
Product: zinc finger protein 501-like
Exons: 2
Coding region: 33-1358 (441 amino acids)
Biological process (GO): regulation of DNA-templated transcription
Molecular function (GO): RNA polymerase II cis-regulatory region sequence-specific DNA binding; DNA-binding transcription factor activity, RNA polymerase II-specific
Source: RefSeq, a predicted model, not a curated record